AACGGAGGAGCUAGUGUGGAGGAUGACGGCAAGUUUUAAAACUUAAAUGCGCGAAAUAAAAAUUUUAAGGCUCAAGAUGCAGAUUGAUUUAAGUUUUAGGAAUCUUGCUGUAAUCGUCCCGUUCAAAAUUGUAGUGAGUUCACGUGUUCUAUACACGAGCUCAAUAAAUCUAAUUUAUCAGCAUCUUGAAUGAGAACACGCUUAUGCAAAAAAAUUGUCUUCAAGAUAAACAGUUUUCAAUUUUUUGGGACCAGUUAUUCUUAUAUCAUAGAUCUUAAUAAUAUUCACGCAUAAAAUAUUUGAACUCUUAGAAACUAAAGAACAUAAUCUUACUUCAAUGUGAUUUGUUAUAGUGGGCUAAUGAGUCACAUAGAUGAGUUCUUAAUACUAACGUGCAAAAAACUUUGAUGUGGUUUCUGAGGGAAAAUUAUCCAAAAAGUCAUAAUGUACGGACCACGGAGGCUAAUUCAGUCAUUAACUUUUCAAUCUUGCUAAUUUAGUCUUAAAUCUUUUAAUGAUUCGCCAAUUUAGUCAUAAACCUUUCAAUUAUGACAAUUUAGUCCUAAACUUUUUGACGAUUUGCCAAUACAGUCCUUUCGGCCAAAUAUCCAAAUAAUAUGUUUAAGACUAAAUUGACAAAUCUUUGAAAAGUUUAGAAAUAAAUUGACACAAAGAAAGGGUGUACGACUAAAUUGGCAAAUCGUGAAAAGUUUAUUGCUAAAUUGGCAUUAUUGAAAGGUUUAUGAUUAAAUUAGUUGCCAUAUAAUAGGAUUAAAAUUUUUUGAACAAUUAUUCCCGAUUUCUUAUGUUUGGCUCAUGGGUUAUAUUGAUAAGUUCAAGUGACCUGCAGCUGCAUCUUGCAUGACAAUUCACCUUCGCAAGCAUUCCAAUAAAUUACCAAUAUUUAAUUCCACAAACUUUGAAACAAAUGAAUAAAUAAUGUCAAGGAAAUAAUUUCUAGAUUUAGCAAAUUAUUUCAACGACAAUCAAACAAUUUUCAGUUAUUAUCGUGAUUUCUAUUUCUUCCCUUGAGUAUUUCUAUUUUUAUAUCCUUUGUUUCUCUAAAGUAUUCUCAGUCUCUGAAAUCUCUUUUUCUUGCCGCAAUAUUGUGCUGAGAGUCAAGGAACCGUCACGCCCGCAUCCUCCUAUAUUAAAUUACCAAUAUUUACUUAAUUAUUAACAACUUAGUUAGCGUACCAAUAAAUUAUCAAAAUUAUUUCCCCAAGAUAUCAAACGUGUUGAAGUUACCAAUUCUCAUAUGAAAUUACUAGCUUUUUCAUGUUACCAACUAGUUCAAGAUUACCAAUUUUUGUUUUAGCUACUUAUCAAGUUAUCAACAUUCAUUACGUCGUUUCGAAAUUAUCAAAUUCUCCAAUAACAUACCAAUUCUAUUAAAAUUACAAACUAUUUUAUGAUAUUACUCUUUAUUUGAAGUGCUUAUAAACUUUUUUGAUGAAGUUACUAACUAGUUCUUGUUACCUACUCUUACGCGAACCACUUACUGAUGUUUAUUUGAUCGAUCUCAUUCAUAUGCUUGAGCUGUGAUGAAUCAAAAAGUAGUGUUCUCCUUUCUUGGAAGCAUUUUGCAUAUCGUUUAUAUGGCCGACGUGGUGUGACCAAUCCACAUUGUCCACGUGGUGUGCCUCGCAACCAACUACGCAUUAGAAUUUGAAAAUAAUUCUCACACGUCAUGCAUGGCAUUGCCAAGUGGUACCUCCGACGUAUAAAGUUCCUUCUUAUCUUUUAAAGACGACUUAAUUACAAGUUUCUCUUAUUGUGCGGACGUAUUUGGGAUAGAAUCAGGAACAAAAUCAUGUAUUAUGUAGAUGGAGAAUCAGAUUACCUUCCUUUGAACCAACCUAAGUUUGAGAUUUUUCUUUUCCUCAGCAGUAUCUUAUUUAUAUCCAUGUUUUUCCUUAUUCAGUAAUUUUUCUCAAGUUUUUGGCCGUCUUUUGCUUAUUUAACCAACCGCUACCACAAACAUAUAUCAAGUUUUUGCUUCACCAAAGUCCCCCAAGUUUUCUCACAAGUUUUGUCUAAUUGCAAGGCCAGUGAAAGUGACUGGCACUGUUUCUUGCUCCUGUCCUCUUUAAUUCCUGGCAAUCUGUCUCCCGGUCCACAGGUACCAUGGAUUCGCUCUCCGGUAUCUUUCCAUCCAAUGUUAUCGUUGAAAUCCUCGCUUGCUUACCAGCCCGGCCUCUCGUCCGGUGUCGGUGCGUCUCCAAGUCAUGGCGUUCGCUCUUGUCUGAGCCGUACUUCGUGACGAAGUGGUUGAAUCGCGGUGGGACUUCCCUCCUGGUGGUCCCAUUGGAAUGGGAAAAUCGCGACAAGUGCUCUUUAGUGUUCGAAAGCGUGUCCAUCGGGAAGGAGAAUUUGACGCUGCCAUUGAGGAACAGAUUGUUUUCAUUAUCCGUGGUUGGUUCGUCCGGUGAUAGUGCUCUAAUUUGCUUGACUGGGCUUUCUUAUGUACGCCGUAGUGCGAGCAAGCUAGCCGUUAUCCUGUGGAACCCGUUCACGGGCGAAGUCAAGGCUCUUGGCAACGAGGGUUUCAUCUAUUGCCACCAUAGGCCCCUUUGCUCCGAAUCUCUAAUUCAGGGUUACAGUUCGGGAUGUUGCAAUCAAUAUCAUGUCCACGGUUUCGGGUACGAGCCAAAUGCCCGGGACUACAAGGUCGUGAGGAUUACUUAUUCGCGGGGCAUUGCGAGGCCAGGUGAUUCUCUGAUAAGACCAUGGCAUGUCGAGGUUUAUAGCCUACGCAAGGACACAUGGACAAGCCUGGGCAGGACCUUUUUCAAGCGGAUGAUUCGAGGCAAUUCGCGGGCAUUUGUUAACGGGUCCGUGCAUUGGCUCACAUCGCCUACAGAGGAUGCACCUUAUGACUCAAUCGUGGCCUUCGGCAUGGAGGAGGAAUCAUUUGGAGAAGUCAUCGAGCUGCCCCGAUUGGAAAGUCUCUCGCAAUUCUCUCUGAACCCGAGAGGCAAGGCGACGCUCUCAGUGUCGUGCGGUUCACUGGCUCUGAUUGCUUUCGGCAUAUGGAACAGAGAGGAAUGCGGCAUUUGGGUGAUGAAGGAGUACGGCGUGGCCGAGUCUUGGACCAAGCAACAUCACAUUGUGCUACCGAUUGGGUCGACGGUUCGAGGUGCCUUGGGACUUACCGGGCAUGGCAAGAUUUUGCUUCGCAUGAUUGAUGAGAAGUUGGUGUGUUGUGAUGUGGAGGAUAUGCAGAUCAGUGAAAUCGGAAUCCAGGGAGGCAGCCCGGAGUCGUCUUUUGAUGUUAUUGAUUUGGGAGGAGGGGAUCCUACUCUCAGGAACCAAGCGGGUCGAGGUUCACCGUUGACCGUGCUCAACCUCCAAUGAGAAUUGGGUUGCGCAAUAGUUACAUAAAUUUAUUUAUGCUUUUCAAAAAUAGAUAAUCAUCUAUUAUUUUUGUAGUUUUGAUGUUAUACGCAUUUUGUUAAAUGAACAAAUUUAAACUUUCAGAACUCAAAUGUUAGAUUGAUACAAAUUUUAGGACUUCUGCUAUAAUUGUUCCGUUCAAAAUUGUGGCGAGUUUAUGUGUUACAUAGAUAAUCUCAAGAAAUCCAAUGUAUCGGCAUCUUGCAUGAGAAUAGCCCUAUGCAAUUAAA
Molecule: messenger RNA, 3626 nt
Organism: Syzygium oleosum
Lineage: Eukaryota; Viridiplantae; Streptophyta; Magnoliopsida; Myrtales; Myrtaceae
Product: F-box protein At3g07870-like
Exons: 1
Coding region: 2128-3357 (409 amino acids)
Molecular function (GO): protein binding
Source: RefSeq, a predicted model, not a curated record